AUGACCACAUCCAGCAGGCAGAGCUCUUCUAUGUCUGUGGUCAACAACUUUGCCAAAAUAUUAAAUCCAAACGCUUUGCAAAACUAAGGGCCUAAUAAUGGAAUGGACCCUCCCCAAAUUCUUCAUGUUGCAAGCAGUGAUGUCAGCACAUCUGAAAGUUUUAACAUUAUGGAUAUGAAGUUUGCCUCCCUUGAACAGAAAAUAGGUAAGCUGUUGACUCUGCAACACAAUGUCCUUAAGAAGCUUAACAGCGUUUCCCAAGAAAUCUGUUGCAUUGAAAAAGACAUUGAAAUUGUAAAGCUGGAAACAUCUGAACCUGGAUCAAGGAUGGAAAGAAACAAAAAUCUGAGAAGUAAUGGAAUGAAGAGGCUUUGCCUUAAAAUGGAAAAAUCUCUUUCUGAUAUAAACAGAAAUGCAGAGUGGCAGGUUAAAAGACUAGACGGUCUGGAACAAAGUGUUUCUGGAUUACAGAAGCUUGUAGGGCCUCUGGUUGAGAAGGUUAAAACAUUAGUAAUUCGUAAUUCAAGUGUAAAACACCAUGUUACAAAAUGUAAACUUUGCAAGGCAGGUGAUUAUACAAAAGAAGCUGGACAUCUUUUUAGGAUGCACGUUUUCUUGGAGACAACAGCUGAUAGCCUGCUCAAGAAGAAAAUUGAAAGGUGAGCCCAGGUCAUCAAAGAAAAGUCAUGUUUGAAUGAGAGUGGAACAAAAGAGAAGAAGCCACCAGAUUCAACAGAGGAGACCAUCCAGAAGAACCAGUCCUGCUCUCAGGCAGAAAACGUUGAUAAGCUCAACAAGGAAAAUGCCGAGAGGGAAAGUUCUGUUCUGCUUCAAAUGGAUCCUCCCAAAUUUCAUAGUGAAGGGCCAGAGGUGAAAGGAGAAAGUUUGGUUUUCAAAAGCUAUUACAAAAACAGGAGAAGCUCAGUUCAGAAAUCCUUCGCUACAGAAAAGCAGCAAGAAGAAGAUGCUGUUAAUGAUGCUUAUCAAAGGAUAACUGCUCAGGAGAUAGACAGUGAGUCCCCAGGAGAUGGGGAGAGGAAGGAGGAACAUCAGGUGUCUGGAGAUAAAAGACAAGAGGAGAGGGAGAAUGAAGGGCAGGGAAAUGCUGAUAAGAGUGAAAAAGAAGUUGAGGAACCACGAGCUCCUUCCCAAAAUAAAGAUGAAGCAGGACAAAGCCAUGAUCAAGAGGCACCAGAAGGAAGGUGUAAAGGCUGCGAAAAAGAUGAUAGUCCUACUCCACCAGCACCAUUUGAUCACCGGAUUGUCUCAGCCAAAAGGGUGGGGAUCAGCAGUUAUUAUAACGUCAGCGAGAAUGAAAUCCUGGGAGGAGGGCGAUUUGGUCAAGUGCACAAAUGUGAAGAGAAAGCAACAGGUCUUAAGCUAGCAGCCAAAAUUAUAAAAGCGCAAGGUCCUAAACAGAAGGAUGAAGUGAAGAAUGAAAUCAAUGUCAUGAACCAGCUGAAUCAUGUGAAUCUCAUCCAGCUAUAUGAUGCCUUUGAAUCAAAAAAUGACAUGGUACUAGUCAUGGAAUAUGUGGAAGGAGGAGAGUUAUUUGACCGAAUUAUUGAUGAAAACUGCAAUUUGACAGAGAUGGAUACUAUCUUGUUCAUAAAACAGAUCUGCGAGGGAAUUCAGUACAUGCACCAAAUGUACAUUCUUCAUUUGGAUCUCAAGCCUGAGAAUAUCCUGUGUGUGAACCGAGCAGCAAAUCAAAUAAAAAUUAUUGAUUUUGGAUUGGCAAGAAGAUAUAAACCCAGGGAAAAACUUCGAGUUAACUUUGGGACUCCAGAAUUUCUUGCUCCUGAAAUUGUGAAUUAUGAGUUUGUCUCCUUUCCUACAGACAUGUGGAGCGUAGGAGUCAUCGCUUAUAUGCUCCUUAGUGGAUUGUCUCCUUUUUUGGGUGAUGAUGACAAUGAGACCCUCAACAAUAUCCUCUCCUGUAGCUGGGAGUUUGAAGAUGAGGAAUUUCAUGGUGUUUCUGAUGAAGCCAAAGAUUUCAUCUCAAAGCUUCUCAUCAAGGAAAAAUGCUGGAGAAUAAGUGCAACUGCUGCCUUAAAACACCCAUGGUUAUCAGACCACAAGCUCCACUGCAGACUCCAG
Messenger RNA from Pelecanus crispus (Dalmatian pelican), 2100 nucleotides. The record is from RefSeq and is a predicted model, not a curated record. Lineage: Eukaryota; Metazoa; Chordata; Aves; Pelecaniformes; Pelecanidae.